This is a messenger RNA of Misgurnus anguillicaudatus (oriental weatherfish), 4124 nucleotides long. The record is from RefSeq and is a predicted model, not a curated record. NCBI's taxonomy places the organism in Eukaryota, Metazoa, Chordata, Actinopteri, Cypriniformes, Cobitidae.
UUUUAAACUACGCGAACUCAAAGAGCGGAAGUGGAUUCUGUGAAGCAGUUUCAGUGAAGUUUGUUGUGUUUCAUUGCAAGAACACUCGUGUCUUUCUGUCAUUCAGUUACUUUUUAACAACACGCACUUUAUUUCUGACACAAAAGUCUGAAGAUGUCUAGCAAGAAAUCAAAAAGAAGGAAACACAAAAAGGAGGAAAGAGUUUCGUCAAGUUCUUCCCGUGACGAUGAGAAGAAGGAGAGAGAAAAUAGGAGAUUUGACAGUCCAAAAAGCCAUAGACAUCAUCAUCAUCAUCGUCGACAUGAAAGUUCCAGCAAAGAUGAAGCUGAAAGGCGGAGGGCCAGAUACUCCGCGUCCUCAAGAAACAUCAGUCCCAACAAAGCGAGAUUGACAAAAACAGAUGUGGGGCAAAGAAAAAGCAAGGAGAAAAGAUCUCCUGAAAGCAAAGCAAAUGACAAGUCAAGGACAGUCAAAUCGCAUAUCACACAGGAGAAAGAAAAGAAGACUGCCGAAAGAAAACAUGAAAAUGCAAUCCGCACAACCUCAGGUAGAUGCUCUAGUGCAACAAAUCAGUCUUCUUCCAAGGAGCUGGAAACACAGAAGCAGAAGCUGGUUUCAAGGAGAUCUGCACCAGAGAAACCAAGACCUUCACAGGAUGAUUCUCCCACUCAAGAUCUCAAGGAGCAAAGGAGAAAGUUAUUGAAGAGGUCAUUAUCACCAGAUGCCAAGCAAAGAGACAUCAAAAAACAAACCAGCAAUAACUCAUCACAUCAGGAUCCUCAGGCAGUUGUUCAAAAGGAAACGAGUGAGAUGUUAGUGAGCAGGAUGUCCAAGGAGUUUGACCAGAUUGUUCAAAAGAGUACUGCAAAGAGUACUUAUCUAAAAACAUUGAAUACACACUUGAAAGAGGCUUUGCCUCUAGUUAAACAUGUAGACCCUGCAGUUAAACCAAAAAUACUAGAGGACCUUUCACUCAAACAGCAAGGAGAAGAAAAACCGAGCUCUACUCCCAUGCCAAAGAUCAGUUUCAAGAUUCCUAAAAAGGGUAAAAGUGUGAAACCGUUAAACGUUUGUACUGUUAAAGCUCAGACAAACACAAAUUUUACAAAAAAUGUGUCUGUGAGUACUGACAGCAGGACUCCAUGUGACACUCAGUCAUGUCUUCCUAAAACUGUAGCAGAUUCUCCAUCAAACACAUUUCUUGCUUCUCAGCAGCAAAGACAGGAGCCUCAAAACACCAAUGUGCCUUUGAGUACUGACUCCAGGACUAGAUGGGACACUCAGCCAUGUGUCCCUAAAACUGUAGCAGCUUCUCCAUCAAACGCAUUUCUUGCUUCUCAGCAGCAAAGACAGGAGCCUCAAAACACCAAUGUGCCUUUGAGUACUGACCCCAGGACUAGAUGGGACACUCAGUCAUGUCUUCCUAAAACUGUAGCAGCUUCUCCAUCAAACACAUUUCUUGCUUCUCAGCAGCAAAGACAGAAGCCUCAAAACAUUUUGGGUCAGACCUCAAAUAGCCCCUCUGUUAAUUGUUCCUCACAUCUUUUACAUUUAAGUUCAGCAGUUGCGGUUCAGCAGGUUCAGGUGGAUAAAUCAAGAGACGUCUCGACACCAAGCAACACUUCCUGUGAGGAAAUAUGCAAUGCGCACAGUUCUGCUCAAGAACAGAACGAAGAAUAUCACUUGAAAACCCAGGACCCUGCAGAGACCUUUGACUCUGACUAUGAGAUGGAAUUAGUGGAGGAGCUGCAUUUGGCACGCUCUGAAAGGCGACUGGAGGUGAACUUGGUGGAGAACUGUGGAGAGCUCACCUGCAUGGACAUUGAUCCGCCUGAAGAGGGCAUCAGCGCGAUGCUCAAUGAAGGACAACAUAAAAAGAGUCUUCUUAUCGUCCUGGAUACAAAUGUGUUGCUCAGCCACCUGGAGUUUGUGAAAAAGAUCAAGUCAAAUGGCCUCGCUGCGCUGGGGUUCCCCACUUUGCUGAUCCCUUGGGUUGUCCUGCAGGAGUUGGACUAUCUGAAGAGUGGUAAACUUUCCAGCAAAGUGGAACACAAAGCCAGACCAGCUGUUCACUACAUUUACAGCUGUUUGAAAAACCAGGAGCCCAGACUCUUAGGCCAGUCAAUGCAACAAGCCUCGCAAGCAGUCUGUGGUGGACUGGGUGUUGUUAAUAAUGAUGACAGAGUUCUGCAGUGCUGUCUGCAGUACCAGGAUCUGUACCCAGAGGGCGCACUGAUUCUUUGCACGGAUGAUAAAAACUUGUGCAGCAAGGCUCUGUUAAGUGGAGUAAAAGCCUUGAGUAAAGCAGAUCUAGUGAAAGAGGUGAAUGAAAACAGUCUCGCUAUCCUAAACUACCCUCGUGCUCCACCUGCUUCAGCGCCCCCUGCUGCACCUGUAGAGAAAGGAUCUCAUACGGAGAAAGCAACAUGGCAGGAGAAAAAACACGAAGCAGUGGAGGAACGACAGCUGAGUGAAUGUGUAUCAGUCCUGGAGUCCUGCCUCCUGGGGGCGCUAUCAGAGGUGCUGGAAGUAGAGAUGAAGGCUGCUUUUGGAGACCUGUGGACUGAGAUAGUGUAUGUGAAGCCUCCGUGGAGUUUGGACGGCAUACUGAAGUGUUUUAAGAAGCACUGGAUCGCUGUUUUUGGAAGCAUUAUAAAGAGGAGCCUGCUGAGCAGCGUGGAGAUGCUGAGUGACCAUCUCUGUUCAAAUCGCUCUGUAGACCAUACCUGUAGAUCUGUUCUCAGUGCUGUGAGAGGGGCUGCAGAGCUCUUGUCUGCCUUGGCUGGCAGAUCACAGUACAGCGGGCAUGUGGAUCAAGCUCUUUCUACUCUACAUAUGCUGCAGCAAAGACUACAGGCUCCGAAAACUCCAGUACGGACCGAUGAUGAUGAUGAGGACUCGCUUAUGGCAGAGGUAGAAGAAGAUGAAGCCCCACCCCUUCACGCAUGUCAUCAGGAAGUUUGGUCCUUGUUUGAGAGCAUCUGGAACAACGUGUGUCAGAUUAGUUCGGCUCUGUUCUCAGCGUUACACUACAGUCCAGGAGCCACCGAGCCUUGUCUGCAAGCCACCUCACACCCACCUCAGGAAGCCCUUUCCUGCCUCCAUAGGGUCUCCACUGGCCUCACACAGCUCCUGGAGGCUCUUCAGAGGGUGUUAUCUGUGGACAGCAGUGUUCAAGAUGCACAGUUACUUCUCUCAUUUAUUAAGACCAGUGAGAUUGCUGCUAUGGAGCCACGGUUCACCGCCAGGGACCUGUUUGAUUGCCUGUCCCAGCAGGAAUACAGGGAGAAGCUGCGUGUGGGUGCUGCACAAUUGUCUGAACUGAGUGCAAAUUUGGAUCACUGUGCUGCUGCUUUAAACUCCUGGACCUUAUAAGGAUCCAAAUCUUCAUGUUUGGACCCAUCUAGCAGUCUAAAAAGCCUCCACAUUGCCAACAAACAAGCAUACAUAUUGUACUACCUUCCAGUGUUAUAACCUGAGGGAAACAAAAAUUUUAUUUUAUUUUAAUUCUUCCAUGUACAUUACUGUAUGCCCUGGUACACUGUGAAAAAUAGGUGCUAAAUAGCACUAAAAGCUCGUAAUCACAGGGAACCAUUUUUAGUGCUAUGUAGCACCUAUGAAGAACCAUACCACUUAUGGUUCUACAGAGCACAAUAUGGUAUUACAUAGGUGCUAUGUGGCACUUAAAUGGUUUCCCUAAGAUAACGAGCCAGUGAACCACUUUUAGUGCUAUUUUGCACCUUUAGUUUUUAGAUGUAGGAAAAUAUGCAAUGUUUAAGAGAUUAUUACAAUUUUUUUAUCUUUAUGGUGGUACAAUGUAAAAACAAACAGUGCUAAAAGUGGUUAACAUAGGGAAACCAUUUUAGGUAUCAUAUAGCACAUAUGUAGCACCUGUAUAGAACCAUAAGGGGUGCUAUAGUGGUGCAAUAUCACCCCGAAUGGUUCUUCAUAGGUGCUCCCCUAUGAUUACUAGCUCUUGUGCUAUUUAGCAGCAAUUUUGGGGGGAGAGUGUAGGAAGAAUUGUUAAAAGGGACAUUCCACUUUUUUUAAAUAUACUCAUUUUCCAGCUCUUCUAGAGUUAAACAUUUGAUUCUUACCGUUUUGGAAUCCAUUCAGCUGAUCUC